AGAUUUUGCGAGUUGAGUUCCGUAACGUCACGUCAAAAAAGUGCAACACACGAAUUUCUACCACGUUUACUAUGUAAAGAUAAUGUAGGUAUAGUUUAUUAAAACAAGGCCUUUAGGAUAUAAUUAUAUUUAAUGUCAGUAUAUAAGCUGGAUGCUUGUUAUUGGUGGUGUAAUCAUUGGACCAAGAAAUAUUGAGACAAUUAAGGCAUAACAAAGAACGUGUAAAAUGACGAUUGCCACUAGGGGCCAGGGAGUUGGCAUAGACCCUCCCGACAGCCAACAAAAUACGCAGAUGCACAGUCCACCAGGUCCACAGCAAUUGGCUGACACAAUGUCGGGACUCCAACUCACCGAGAAUGUGGUACAAACAGAAUGCAACAAUGACGCUAUCACUACAGUAGAAGAUAGCAACCAGCUUCAUGAAGAGCCUGAGUUUCCUAUUUUCAAACUUAAUAUGCUUCAUGAAAAGAUUUCUAGUCCACGAUGGGUUGUACCAGUUCUGCCCGAACAAGAAUUAGAGUGCCUGUUACAAGCCAGUAUCGAACUUUGUAAAAAAGGAAUUGAUGUACAAAGUGAAGCGUGUCAGCGCUUUUUUCGAGAAGGUCUCACAAUCUCAUUUACCAAGAUAUUAACAGAUGAUGCGGUGAACAGUUGGAAAUUAAAUAUUCAUAAUUGUAUCAAUACUAAUUGUGCACGUUUGGUGGAACUAUGUGUCCUUAAAUUAGAUGAGGACUGGUUUCCUCUACUUGAUUUAUUGGCCAUGGUUUUUAAUCCUAGUAAUAAAUUUCACACAGUAAAUGCAAUAAGAGUUUCGGAAACUGUUCCUCCUGGUAGUGAUAUUCCUGAUGAGGAACUUUAUGCUCGUCCACCAUCUGACUCACGAGCUCCUCGUGGUUGGCUAGUAGAUCUUAUAAACAGAUUUGGGAGUCUCAAUGGAUUUGAAAUUUUGCUUUCGAGAUUUCAGAGUGGACGUAAUUUAACAGUGCCAGUUAUUUAUGCUUUAAUCAGACCGUUUGGCUUAUGUUAUGAACUGUUAACUGUUCACACAAUAGUUAAAUAUCUGAUGCCUAUUGUUGAAAUGGUACCUCUUAUUUUGAAUAAUUUAACUGAUGACGAGUUGAAGAAAGAGGCAAAAAAUGAAUCAAAAAACGAUGCAAUAUCAGCCAUAAUCAAAGCUGCUAAAUGCUUGGUGUCGCGUGUGCCUCAUCAGGAAGAAAUGAUAAAGAACUUGGAAAUAUUGAGACUGAAAAUGAUAUUGAGACUCUUACAAAUUUCUUCGUUUAAUGGAAAGAUGAAUGCUUUAAAUGAAGUUAAUAAAGUAAUAUCUAGUGUUAGUUAUCACCAACACCGCAACACAAUAGCAGAGGAAGAGGAGUGGCUUACAGCAGAGCGUAUGGCAAAAUGGAUUAAAGACAAUGGAGUAUUGGAAAUCGUAUUGAGGGAUUCAUUGCAUCAGCCGCAAUAUGUAGAGAAACUGGAAAAAAUUUUACGCUUUAUUAUAAAAGAACGUGCACUUACAUUAGAAGAUUUAGACGCUGUUUGGGCUGCACAAGCUGGUAAACACGAAGCAAUUGUGAAGAAUGUUCAUGACUUGUUAGCCAAAUUAGCUUGGGAUUUUAGUCCUGAACAACUUGAUCAUCUAUUUGAAUGUUUUCAGACAAGUUGGAGAACUGCCAACAAGAAACAACGGGAAAAACUAUUAGAAUUGAUCAGGAGACUUGCGGAAGAUGAUAAAGAUGGUGUUAUGGCGCAUAAGGUAUUAACACUCUUUUGGACUUUGGCACAUUCUGAUGAAGUCCCUACAGAGAUCAUGGAUCAGGCACUGAACGCUCAUGUAAAAAUUCUCGAUUACUCAUGCUCGCAAGAGAGAGAUGCGCAAAAGGCAAUCUGGGUGGACAAGUGCGUUGAAGAAUUGAAAAAUGGUGAUAAGUGGGCUCUUCCUGCAUUGAAACAAAUUCGAGAAAUAUGUUGCCUUUAUGAACCAAAUCCCAACCUAGGUCAUAGUCAGCGUAGCCAUCAUAUGCAUUACAGACAAGAAGUAAUAGAACGUCUACAAAACGAACAUUCGGUAGUAAUUCUUGUAACAAAUAGCUUAACAAAUUAUAUGGAUAAAGUGCGACAGCUGGUAAAAGAAAAUCCUGAAAUCGAUGCAAAUACUUUUAUGCCUGAUGGUCGAUAUAAUCAUAUUAUGCAAGUGCAAGAAAGAUUAAAUUUUUUGCGUUUCUUAUUAAAGGAUGGACAAUUGUGGCUAUGUGCUGAUCAAGCAGAACAAAUUUGGCAAUGUUUAGCUGAGCAAGGUGUAUUUGUUUCGGAUCGUGAGGCAUGCUUUAAAUGGUUUUCUAAACUUAUGGGAGACGAACCGGAUCUAGAUCCAGCAAUAAACAAGGAUUUUUUUCAAAACAAUAUACUGCAGUUAGAUCCGACAUUACUUACAGAAAGCGGUAUUAAAUGUUAUGAAAGAUUUUUUAAAGCUGUUAAUUCUAAGGAAGGAAAAUUGAAACUGAAACGUAGAACAUUUCUUAUGGAUGAUGUGGAUUUAAUUGGAACUGAUUAUUUGUGGAGAGUAGUAACAAACAGCCCAGAAGAAAUUGCAAACAGAGGCAUAGAACUCUUAAAAGAAGUGAACACUAAUUUAGGACCACGGUUGCAGUCGUCUGUUUUAGCAUUUCAUGAAACAUAUAUAGCGGAAUGUAUGGACAGAUUGAAAGCUCAUUACGAUACUGUGACUGUUUUAAGCAGAGUAUAUCUAGACGGAAAGGAGGAUCGCGAAGAACAAAUGACAAACAAGAUUAAAAUGGAAGCCAUAAAAAUGUGUCGUGUUAUGAAAGUCUUACAGGAAUACAUAAACGAGUGUGAUACAGCUUUUCCGGGAGAACGAAAAAUAUUACCGUUACAUAGAGCAGCUCGUGGCAAGCAUCUAUCACUUGUUAUUCGUUUUGCGAGUCCUGGUCGAAACGUUGACGAUAUAGAUAUCUUUACCCACAGCAAUGACACUUUAGCUUCAUUGAGACGUCAAAUAUUACGCAGGAUUAAAGCAAGCGGGACAAAUGUAAAACUCGAUUUAUUUAUUAAUGGAGAAUCGCUAGAACAAUCCGAUGAUAGAAAACUCCUUUCUCAGAUUCCCCUCAGAGACAAAAUGUUAUUGUCUGCAAAGCUCAGUCAAGUAAAUAGCAAUAUGCCAAGCUCACCAGAUAGUAGCUCUGAUAGCUCUACUAGUUCUCCGCAUCAUCCAUACGACGGGCCGAAUGUAGAGGCAGAGAAUAGUUUACCUGGUGUGGUAAUGUCACAAAGAUCGCAAUAUGCGACAUUUUUCUUUCAAUUAGCAGAUCUUGGCUGUUCUCUUCAGCAUUCACAAUUGCGUGAUGGUGCACGAAAUCUCUUACAAUUAGUGCCGCCAGAUACCUUUACUGUAACAAGAUUACAGUGGCUAUUUGGUCAUUACAAAGACGAUGAAGCUUUACAGAACCCUUCUCAUUGUAACGAGCAGAAUACGACUGUAGAUUCUCUAUUUUUUACUGCAAGUCCUAGCCAAGUUUUAUACAAUUUAGAGGUGUUAUACACUUUGUUGAUGCCAGCUCUUGAUCCUAUGUCAGACAGAGCAUUUGAAUUUCAAUAUAAUUUCAUAAAAAGCGGCGAAGCGGGCGUUAUUCUCGAUAUGCUAACCAAAAAUAAGUUUUUACCAAAUGCAGAUGAAACCACGAAGCGGUCUGCAUAUCUAACUGUGCUGAGAUUGUGCAAACUUCUUCUUACAGUGAUGGGUAAUGUGAUGGCAUGCGUAAUGGAUGAAGUUCAGCAAACUGGAACUUCGGAGAAUCACGACAAUCAUGUUAACAACCGCGGUCGAGUGACUGUAUUGAAACAGGCCCUUCAAAGUGUACCGAAUCAAAGUACCGAAUACAUGUUAAGAAGUGUGGCAGCCAAACUAGCACAGCAUCUGGCGCAUCGAAUGCUAUCAGGCGGGCCCGAGGCUGAUCGAUGUCGACAGCUUUUCGUGCAGGCCCUUUCAUGGGAAUUACCGGAUGUGGCUACUAUACGUGCCAUAAUUAGACUAGCGUGGGCCGCAUCCACGGGUAACUUGAACAACAUUAAUGCAUCGAAUGAAGUGCUUCAUUCGAUGCACGAGACUAACCAAAAAGAACAGAGAAAUCCCGAUAAUAACGACGUCCUUGUGUGCAAGGAAGCACUCGAGGUACUGACAAUCGCUCUCGUAUUGAAUCCAUCGGCAUUAGAAACAUUGUCGAGAGACAAAAUAUGGCAUACCUUCUUGAUAGAUCUCGUGCUACUUAGUACGUCAAGAGCCAUCAGAAUCGCUGCCGGCGAACAAUUUUUUCUCAUAUCGACAUGGUGCAGUGGUGGACACCAAACGCUACUGGUCACUGUAACUCUUCUCUUCACCGUUUUAAACAGUACCGUUAUGGAAAACGCGAAACAGAGUCACGAGUACUUUCAGCUUUUGUGCCGAUUGUUGAACUUCGCGCAUAUGUCAGGUUGUCCCCUCACGACCGCAGAGACACUAUUAAACGUCGAAAUAGCUUGGUUGAAAAAAGUUCGCGAUAACGUGAAGGAGACUGGAGAGAGUCAGGUGGAUGAAGCCUUGCUCGAGGGUCAUCUUGGUCUAACGAAGGAACUGUUAGCCUUCCUGCCAUCAAAUCAGAAAUAUGAGAUUGGUUCUGACGAGAAGCACGGGGUUAAUUUGAUUAAGGAACUGGUCGAGGAUUUUGUGUUCCCCGCAUCUCGCCUCAUGCUGCAACUUCGUAGUACCGGCGAACUCAGCGCUUCACAAGCGUGUCCAGUUUGCACUACCCCUCAAUCAACCAGCGCUGCGUUCGACUUGCUCGUAGGUCUUUGCAUAGGCUGUGUACCCAACAUGAAACUUCUAGUCACAAUGCUCACCGACAUGUUUUACUCCGAGAAGGACGAACCAUUAGUGGAGUGGGAUUAUUUACCGCCUGUGGGGCUUAGGCCACUUAAAGGCUUCGUAGGCUUGAAGAAUGCAGGAGCAACUUGUUAUAUGAAUUCAGUAUUACAGCAAUUGUACAUGGUGGAAAGCAUUAGAGUUGGACUUUUGGCAGCAGAAGGCGCGGCGACUGAUUUGAACGAGGAUUUUUCGGGCGAGGAGAGAAUUGAAGGGGAGCAGACAAUCGAAACAAAUGAUAAUGAUACGAACGAAGAAAAGUGUGGUGCCGAUGAAUCCAGAAAGGAAUAUAAUAUUGGUAUUUUAAAACAAGUGCAAGCAAUAUUUGGUCAUCUGGCUUACAGUAAAUUACAAUACUACAUACCUAGAGGACUAUGGAAGCACUUUAAGCUUCAAGGAGAACCUGUAAAUCUUAGAGAACAACAGGAUGCAGUAGAAUUCUUCAUGAGUUUGGUAGAGAGCCUAGAUGAGGCAUUGAAAGCCUUAGGACACGAGCAGAUAAUGGGCAAGAUUCUUGGUGGCUCAUACAGCGACCAAAAAAUCUGCAAAGGUUGCCCUCAUAGAUAUUCCAAAGAGGAACCAUUCAGCGUGAUAAGUGUUGACAUACGGAAUCACAGUAAUUUAUUGGAUUCUCUUGAGCAAUAUGUGAAGGGAGAACUGCUGGAGGGUGCAGAUGCCUAUCAUUGUGAUAAGUGCAACAAAAAGGUUGUAACAGUAAAGAGAUUAUGUGUGAAAAAGCUGCCGCCUAUUUUAGCAAUUCAGUUGAAAAGAUUUGAAUAUGAUUUUGAGCGUGUGUGUGCUAUAAAAUUUAACGAUUACUUUGAGUUUCCACGUGAUCUGGACAUGGAACCUUACACUGUCUCCGGUUUAGCUAAAUUGGAAGGAGAAGUCAUAGACUGUGAUUAUGAGGAAUCUAUAAAGGGAACGUGCACGAAGUAUCAAUUAACUGGUAUCGUCGUUCAUAGUGGUCAGGCUAGCGGUGGCCAUUAUUAUUCUUACAUUUUGCACAGACUGAAUGAUGGUACAGCAAAGUGGUACAAGUUUGAUGAUGGUGAUGUAACAGAAUGCAAAAUGGAAGAGGAGGAAGAGAUGAAAUCUCAAUGCUUUGGUGGUGAUUAUUUAGGAGAGGUAUUCGAUCAUAUGCUCAAGCGGAUGAGUUACCGCAAACAGAAACGAUGGUGGAAUGCGUAUAUGUUAUUUUAUACAAGACUAGAUGUAGAAGAAAAUUCUCUAAUGAAAAGUGUAAAUGAAUUGUCAUUGUAUACGAAACUAGGAGUUAUGAAAAUGCCAUCAGCAAUAGAAUACAGUGUACGAAAGCAAAAUAUAAAAUUUAUGCACAACCGAAAUCAAUUUAGUGCUGAAUACUUCCAGUUCAUCAAGAAAUUGGUGUCCUGCAAUCCUCACAAUAUUAAUCGGCAAAAUCUGAAUGAAAAACUUAGCCCUGAAGCGGAAGAACUUGCGAUGCUAUCUCUUCAGUUAGCAUCAAGGUUCCUUUUUUAUACAGGUUUCCACACUAAGAAAACAUUACGUGGUACGGCAACAGAUUGGUAUGACAUCGUAUGUCAUCAUUUGCGUAGCAGUAAAACAGUGCGCUCUUGGUUCGCUAAUGAAGUGCUGUUCAAUCAUCCACAUAGAUUUUGCGAAUACCUCUUGAGUUGUCCUAGUACGGAGGUGCGCACUGCUUUCCUCAAAAUUUUGGUAUUCCUCGCACAUGUUUCUUUGCAAGAUGGUCCAUGUGCUCCGCCCAGUUUAAACGCACCGACUAUACUUUUAGAUCCAGUAGCAACGCUCAGUGAUCACUUGUUACAUGCGGUACUGUCGCUGCUGCACCGUGAAAUUUCGGAUCACGGACGUCAUCUUCCUCAUUAUUUUUCUCUCUUUCAUGCGUAUGCUUCGCUUGGUCUUGCCGAAAAGGCGCAACUGCUUAAGCUAAAUGUACCAGUUACGUUUAUGUUAGUCGCCAUCGAUGAAGGUCCAGGUCCUACUAUAAAAUAUCAGUAUCCGGAAUUGACUAAACUUCAUCAAGUAGUUAGCAUGUUAAUACGAUGCUGUGAUGUAUCGUCGAAAGUACAUUCGAGUCAGCAGCCUCGUGCAGAACCUUUACCAAAUCCAUAUGGCGAUCCCGCGUGUCAAUCAGAGUAUCUUAUGCCUAUCCAAUCACAAGCAGCUGACAUAUUGUUUAUUCGUACUAGUUACAUUAAGAAAUUGAUUGAGGAUGCUAAUGUGACUGAAGAUACAGUUAAAUUAUUGCAAUACUGUUGUUGGGAGAAUCCACAUUUGUCACGAACAGUUCUUAGCGAGCUGUUAUGGCAGAUAGGAUUCGCUUAUACUCACGAGUUAAGGCAUCAUACAGACCUGCUGCUUGCGAUACUAUUGAUGGAGGAUUCAUGGCAGACACAUCGCGUACACAAUGCACUUAAGGGAGUUCCCGACGAACGAGAAGGUUUAUUUGAAACGAUACAAAGAAGUAAAAAUCAUUAUCAAAAAAGGGCUUACCAGUGUAUUAAAUGUAUGGUGCAGCUCUUUAGUAAAUGCAGACCAGCACACCAGCUUUUACAUCACAGUCCAGAGUUGAAAAGAAAAUGGAGUCACGCCAUUGAUUGGCUCCACGACGAACUUGACAAAAGACCAUAUGCUUCUACGGCGCCAUACACACACGCGUAUAACAACUGGUCGCCACCAACACAAUCUAAUGAUUCUGCAAAUGGCUAUGUUUUGGAACGUAGUAAUAGUGCAAGGAAGACAUUGGAGCGAGCAUGCGAACUGUGUCCUGAUGUUGAAGAACCUGAAGUUGAAGAUACAAGUGAAGAUUGUGCGGAAGAAGCAGAAAAAUAUCAACAUACAUAUAAAUAUCAAUCUAUCAAUCCAACCAAAUAUCAAGUCCGAAGUACUAAGAGACGCAAUAACAGAAGUUUAGCAUGGGCAUCUAUGGAGUAUCAUCCCGACUUUACUAUGAUCCAACAAAUGCAAGAAGAACAACAACCUCAACCAGGACCUUCUCCAGUACAUACACCCCACUUAGCGCUUCAAAUGCAUAAUCCGCAAAACUGUGAGUCGUCACAAAAUACCAGCCAGGAUCCAUAAUGAACGCUGAAUACUGACGUUUUACCAAGUUGCUGCCUCAGUGAAACAAUUUCGGGAUACUUAGAUAUUACUGCGCCAGCAGCUUGGUGGCGAGCGGUAGCAGCACAUGUACAGAUAUAACAAGUGAGGAUUUGUUUUUUUAGUGGUCAUUCUUUAACGAACUCAUGCUAAUCUCUUAGUUUCACUGUGGGUAGUUACUUUGAUAAUAUGACGCGCUAUGAAUGUUCGAACUGUAAUGAUGAAGUGGAAAACGAUUCUGAAUGAAAAGUGAAUUAACGCAUGCUGGUUGAGGCAAUCCAUUUUGAACGACAGUUUCUUUCUCCUUAAUCUCGACCAGCUCUGUAUCUCCCCGACCAUUUGGCUUCCAAUUCUAUGACAAUUUGACAAAAAAAAACCCCCCAUCUUUUCUCAAGCAAUCGAUAAAGCUGAUAGUACAGCUAGAAGUUUCAUUUGCCUCGAUUAAUGCAUGUGGAUUCAAGCUUAGGAAUAUCGUAAGAUUGUAUAAAUGUAUAGCGAGUAGUGUGUUACGGAAUCCCUCUGCCGAUUAGAAGACAAAAUAUAAACCAUAAUUUUCCGUAUGCCUAUGUAAAUUUGUUACUAAUAAAAAAAAAGAAGGGAAGUUGAAAUGGAACUUUCUAACGAUCGAAAGAUAUGACUAUAACAAAAAGGGAAAUGAGCUAGUAUGUUCUCAUCUCAUUCAGAGAAAGCACAGUUAUCAUGAAAAAACUAUGCUCUAACAAAUACAUAUAUAAAAAUAUAUAGCUACGCUAUAUAUGUAUACAUAGCUUUUGCUAUUUCAUCUUUUAACAACAAUAAAAGAAUCCUUCUUGUACUUAAUAACUCGAGAUUUCUGGAAGAAAGACACUUAUCGGCGGCCUGCCGCGCUGCUAAAUUUCAACAUACGCCAAUGAUGCCUCCAGUUGUGCUUUCUUUCAGUUCGACCGAUUUGAAAGAGUUGUGCCUUCGACAUUGUGCGACUCCCAUUGUACUUUUAGGUAGAUUUUAAGAAUCAAGUUGUUGCUUCAAAUUUGAUUGCUUAUACUUCGCUUGUUGAGUUGACUAUAGAAAAGAAAAGUGAAAAGAAUCUAGAAGGUUGUAUAAUUGAAAACGCGUGGGAUACGACGAGAGAUAAUUUCGUCGAUGGAAAGAUAGAUCGGAACGUAUUUCAGAGCCCAAAAUGAAAUGGGCCACUUUAGUUUAUUAUGACGCACGUACACGUUAAAUACGACGUCGAGUUGUCGAAUGUAUGGGCAGCUGCUUGAAAACGGAACCUCAUCCGGAGUCCAAAUUUUUACGAAGAAAAGGAAUUGAAAAGAGCGGUAGUGAGACGCAAAAAGGAUAUGGAGCAAACAAAUACUAGUUUGUAUCGUUGUAUGAUACGAUUCAUCGUUGAUAGAGCUGUGGUCUUUUCGCAAAAGUUGUGAAAGCGAUCAUGGCAUAUAUCGUUUCGGCAAUCGUCCGACAUAUUACGUAACGGAGAUGCAUUCUAUAGGAGAGAACGUGGACUAUGCGACGAACGACCCUCGAAUUUAUGAACUGGCCAUAGCUCUGACUUAUUAAAUAACGUGUGUUAUAUAUAGAUAUUAUAUAAAAAUAAUCUUUAAAAAGAGAGAGAAAAGAGAAAAAAAAGUCGCGCGUGUAACAUGGAAUAAGCGAGCCGUGUGUAUACAUAAGAUUUCGUGCGAAAAACCAACGACUAUGUCAAGACACCAGGAAGUAAUGACGUAUUGCUUAUUAUUAUUCGUAUUUAUCGAAUACAGAAUUAAACAGUGUACCAAAUUAUAUAAUAACUUCUAUUGAUUAAAUGAUAAUGGUACCUAAUCUUACUCAGACAUGUACAUAUAGACAACCGCUUUUUAUAUGUGAUAAAAAAAUUAUUAUAUUCCUAUUAUAGAUUGAGAUUUAGACAAACGCUAUUGUAAAUCCUGGUUUUUGUACACAGACUGUAUGCUAAGUUCACUUUUGUUAACACGAACUGUAGUCUAUAAUUAUUUAAUAUUUAAUUAUAUCACUAAAUAAGUGUAUAAUGUACAAUAUUUGAUUUUCUUUCUAUUUUUUUUUAAAUUACUUCAAAAGAUGAUAUGGUUUACAAACUGGAAGUGUCAUGAAUACUAGUGUCAUUUAUCUUAUGCGUGGUAGAGAAAUAAGGAAGACAUAAAUUACGAGACAUAGCCGAGCGCAUUGUUUCUAAUCAGUGACAGACAGAAUUUCCGGAAUAUCGUUUCUCAUAUUUUUUUUUUAUCAUCGAACAAAGUAGCUCGGUAUUGUCGCGCAAGAAGAAAAGAAAGGAGGUAUGCAAAGGGCAAUAGAGAUUGCGAUAGGAUUUUAUUUUUCUGUGCGUAACACAGGGUCAGAGAUUAAGAUCAGUAUAAUUUCAUUAAUUUAUGGAGGUACGUGAAAGUUGCCUGUAUGAAUUCGUUUGCGAAACUCAAAAGACGAAACUCGAUUGGUGCGAGGUUUUUUCUCGCGUACGCGAGAAUUUCAACCCGUCGAAAUUAUACCGAUUUCCACAAUGCUUGUGCGUAACGAAAAAGAGCGUGAGGAAAGAGAAAGGUGAUUGUGUAGCAACGUUUACAUGAGACGUAUACGCGUUCCCAUUCUACGGAUAAACUAGAAGGAAAUACUGUAUUAACACUGCUUAAUACGUUGCGUACACAUAGUCGUCGUGAAUUUACAUUUAUUUCAGAAUACGAGGGUCGUCGAAUAAAAAAAAAAGAAAAAAAAAUAAUCAAAAGACUCAAAGGCAAAUGUAUAUGAACUAUAACGUGCAUUAUCGCAUGUGUCGUUCUUGCGUCGCCUGCAUGCGAAACGCACGUGAGAUCAGAGUGGUAUCGUUCUCGAGAUCGUAUGCAGUUAUAAUUCUCACAAACGUAGCAAAGGGAAAAGAUGAAGAAGAGGAAGAAUGAGAAGAGGACGAAGAGAAGGAAGAGGAAAGAGGAAGGAAAGAUUUGUCAUCGACGUUCUCUUUAGUUCUAGUUCUAAAGAUAAUUUUAAUUGUAUUCAGCGCAAAUGACGCUCUAGUCAGUAAAAUUACGAAUAAACGAAAGGAGAUUAACAGCUUUCGUUCAUUUAAUCUGCGUGACGUUCUCGAAGCGUCCGGUCGACGACGCGUGUAUCCAACAAGACCACCAAGGGAAUCACCAUCGUUCUCGUCGUCAUCGCCACUUUCAUCAAAUGGGCCACGAACGUUUCUGCAGACGCGUACUUCGCAUUUUCUCGUUUGCCUUUAACGUACGAGGGGCUCGUCGCUUGUAACUACCUCGACAGGCAGUGUGUCUACUCCAUGUUUUUCGUCUUGAUCCUCGAGCAAUCCUGCCCUGAAGAAAGAGAACGCGCACGCUGAUGCUCUUUAUAUUCGAUUAUCCUGUGAAAGAAUGAGAAAAUGUUAUUAUUAGAACAUUAGUUGUAAUAUUAAAUUUACUAUUAGUUCUAAUCUGAAUCUUUCCAAGAGAGAUUUCCUCGUUCGCGAAAAUCAUAGAGGUUUCUUGAAAAAAAAAGAGCAUCCGCUUUCGCUUCUGAACUAUUUUGUGCAUCAGCGUGAUCGUUCGAGUUAUCGGUGUCGCUUUAUUUUGUUAGUUAGCGUCUAAGAAACGAACGAGGUUCGUCGGACAGGUCACUGGUCACGAAUUGAUGUUCGGAUCGAGGAUCCUCAUCAAUUUAAUAACACUGAUUGUAAAUUUCGUAAUUUAACAUCGACCCGAAUGUCACGAUUCUCAGGCCAGUUGGGUGCUCCGCAGAUGUAAUCUUUACCAAAGUCAGAUACCAGAAGCAUAUGUUUUCUAAUGACUCCUUAUUCACUGGCUAUGCGUAUUGUAUAUUUACGUUUGUGUAAAAAUACUUUUUGCACAUGAUUUGUAAUUCUUUGGAGUGCGAACGUCGAAGAACGAUCGUACGAUAUCCUUGACAUUCAGAUAUCACAACGUACUCCUUUUUACAUUAAUUAAUUUAAACGUUAGAUAGUUUGCUUCAGAAUGCGCGAUUGCAUAUCUUCGAAAGCUUUAAAGAUGCCCAGUAAAAAAAGUUUAUAUAUAAUUACAUAUAUAUUUAUACUUGAAUAUAUGUAAAUUUUUUUUAUAUCGGGUAGAAUAUAAAGAUUAGAGCAAGGAAGAAAUUUAUAUCGAGAAAAAGAGAAAACUUGAUUGAGAGAAUUUUUUUUUUAGAAUGAAAAGAGAACCCCGAAAGAAGAAACUAACUUAAUAUUCGCAUAAUACACCGAAAUAUCCUAUCGCCUAAAAUUUUUUCCAGCUUGUAAUGUACAAUUUUUAGGGAGGAUUACGUUGUAUGCGGAAGAAAUGUUAUAUAAUUUACGUUUACACGCGUAUACAUAAACAGGCUUGUCCUGUUGCAAGUACUAUUUAGUUUCUACGCUUUCUUCGCACGAAACCAAAUACUAGUGCUUUGCAAAGGAGGAAGAGAGAGUGAUAGAAGGAAACAGAGCAAAGGCAAGAAACAUGACGCAAAUAAAUCAACCACAUAACUGAAUCCAAGGCUUUCCUAUACCGAAUCGCGUCGUGGCGAAAAGAUGAAAAUGUAAGAGACUCGCGAGCGCAUUACUAAUUAAUAAAGUUAGGAGAAUAUUUAUAUGCGGUGUACGGAAUAUCUGAUUUUUGCGUGAUUGUUUAACGUUUUUUCGUUCUAGCGGGACUCUGGAAAUUGUCAUUUCGUAUAAUUCAAUGCCACAUAAGAAAUCCGAUUAGACGCGAAACGUAAAAUGCGCGAAGAAAUGAUUGAAACGUGAAAAUGUCAAAGAGACAUGAAAUAUUUUUGAACGUUAAUGAUGUUAAGUAAUAUUUGAAAAGAGGCCGAAUUUGAAACCUCGGGUAAUUGUGUUGUGGUAUCAAACUGAUCGAUGGUGAUUGAUUAGCGAAUAAAGAUAACAAUUGUAUUUAUGCAAGGUACAAGAUAUAAUUAAAUGUAAGGAUCCUGCACAGGAUCGUACUAACUUACUAUUCAUAAGGCGAAUAUGACAUAUGAAUUCAUGAGAGCAUACGAUUCAUGGAAUUCACUAAUAAUAGCGUUAAUGUUAUAUGUCCAUGAAUUAUGCACAUAAACGUGGUUUUUUAACGAACAAUUGCCGAUUUAAAAAUUAAAAUAGAGUGUCUAAUUUAUUCUUAUGUAUUCCAACAGAAAAAAAAUUGAUAAUAUGCAGCUACGAAGAGCUAAAAUGGAUAGACAGUACGCACUGCAUGCGAUAAUGAGAGAAGAUAUCCAGGUGGAAAUUGACACAUGAAAAAAGAAAUUAAUAUGAAAUUAACGCAAUUGUGACACAUCUAAAAAAGAAAUUAAUAUGAAAUUAACGCAAUUGUGAAAUAUCUAAAGAUGCAACGACGCCAAAAGAAGUCCUCGUUCUUAGAUUUUCGAAGAAUUUUGAAUAAUGAUUAGCUCUCUGUGGCAUUGGGAAUAGCAAACAGAGAGUACAUUGAAUUCCGAUUUUCGAAGUUACUCUCAUCCUUUAUUCGAGUCGCUCGUAACAAGGGGAUGAGAGAGGAAACAUAAUUUGAAAUUGUUAGAUAGAGUAGAAUAUAAAUUAUAACACAAAAAUGGUAUCAAAAUAAUUUAAAAAUGAUUAUUAAAAAUAGUAUUUGAUAAUUCAUUCGAUAACGAUUCAAAAAACGUUAUAUCAUGACCUGUUGUCCUGUUUAGGAAAGCUCUGUUAAUUUGACGCAAUCGCUCUAAUAAAAUAUUACGGAUGAAAUGGAAUAUACUCCAGUAUAAUUUUUUGCUGUUGUAAUACAUACGCGAAAUCUUAUAGGACUUCUCAAAGCGAUUCGCAGUGAAUUUGGAAGGGAAGUCGAGAACAUUGCAAGCGUGUAAAAAGAAAAUUUUUAAUCGUGUAUUUUAUUUGUUAGGAUUUGUUAAUAAUGCUGUAAACGCGUUACUUUCAAAUAAUUUUAAUUUUACAUUAAUUUUAUUUUAGUAAUAAUUUUCAUAAUUCAAUUUUGCUAGCAUCGUGUAUUAAUAAUCAAAUACGUUCACGCUUGUUGAAUGUUUCUGGUGGAUCCUCCUCGAGGAUCAUUACGAUAAAAGACGUAAGGACGAGCGUUUUCGGAUAAGGAAAUCGCCCGCAUAACAUUUUCAUUCAUUUCGUCCUCGCGUAAUUUCUCAGAUUCUUGGUUAUAUACAAUCAGGACUCAUUCUCCGGGAAUAUAAUACGCAAAUGACAUAAAAAAAUCUGAAAAGACGUUUGGAAAAACGUCUGAAGGGGAGAAGGGACUUGCGAAAUACAUUAGAAUUUAAUCCUAAAAUAGAAUCUAAUAGACUUGAGAUGUUGAGAUCGAAAUUUUUCGAUCGUUCGUUCUUAUCAAUGCCCUAAUUCGUGUCAGAUCUGGCAGAAAGGAGAAGCGAAGCUAGCGAGAUACAGAUUUCCCGUCGACGUGCUGAAAUUCUAUAGGCGAUUCUAUAAAAAGAGAAUGCAAAAGAAGCGCUCAGAUCGCUCUACGCGCUACAUAUCCGUUUGGCGCAUUUAUGCAGGCAUUUUCUAUUUUAAACUCGUAAAAUCGACUCGCCAACCGAUCCUGCGACCCUUCCCCACGCCGCCGACCCGCGCGAUUAUUUAUGGUCCCUCGCAGACUCUCUUUCGAUAUACAUAUUAUAUAUAUAAAUAUAUAAAUAUAAGUAUAAUUACUAUAAGAUUGUAUAUUCUUAAUUAGACGCAACAUGCUGGCGAGCGCGCGCGCGGUCGCUGGGGUGAUUUGAAAUAAAAUUGAAAUUGCACACGGCCACACACACACACACACACACACACACACACACACACACUUAACACGUAUAAGCAUGUACACAACAACGAAUAAACACAUACACAAAAAUAUAAAUACGCACGGGGGGUUGCGGGCGACGGUUUGCCAAUUUUCGCGAGGGGUUUUCACUUACGAACGGGCGACGCCCGCGUAUCCUGCGUGUUUCGCAGUAAGGAGACCUCUGCCGCCUCCGGAAAAACUUUUGUGUAUUAUUUCUAACAGAAUGUAAUAAAGUAAAGUUUAAACAGA
Acromyrmex echinatior (Panamanian leafcutter ant) is the source of this 14988-nucleotide messenger RNA. RefSeq names its product ubiquitin carboxyl-terminal hydrolase-like faf (gene faf). Gene Ontology annotation, molecular function: cysteine-type deubiquitinase activity. The record is from RefSeq and is a predicted model, not a curated record. Lineage: Eukaryota; Metazoa; Arthropoda; Insecta; Hymenoptera; Formicidae. Gene Ontology annotation, biological process: protein deubiquitination; cell migration. Gene Ontology annotation, cellular component: nucleus; cytosol.